Dichotomopilus funicola is the source of this 735-nucleotide messenger RNA. RefSeq lists its product as uncharacterized. Gene Ontology annotation, biological process: proteasome regulatory particle assembly. The coding region runs from base 1 to 735 and encodes 244 amino acids. The transcript has a single exon. Gene Ontology annotation, molecular function: protein-macromolecule adaptor activity. NCBI's taxonomy places the organism in Eukaryota, Fungi, Ascomycota, Sordariomycetes, Sordariales, Chaetomiaceae. The record is from RefSeq and is a predicted model, not a curated record.
AUGUCCGCCGACACCCUCCCGAUAUCCCCCUCCCGUUUCGCCGCCGCCCUGGAAGAGCUCCCCGUCUCCACCCUCCACCUCAAAGUCCUCGAGCUACGCAACAGCAUCGCCCACCUCGACUACUCCAACGAGCAGCUGCGUCCCUUUGCCGAAGGCACCGCCUCCACAUCGUCCUCACAACCACAACCCCAAUCCCAACAGACCUCGCAAUCACAAACACAGUCCACCUCAGAAACAGCAACUCAAACACAGACACCGGCAUUCGAACCCGACCAAGACUGCCUCGAAGCCAUCCGCGAAAACGAGCAGGUCAUUGAGCGCAUGCAGGAGCGCAUCCGGCUCGUUCGGGCCGAGGUUGAAGGUCGUCGUGGGCUGAGCUGGACUGAAUUCCAGAGCCAGGAGGAGCAGGACGCAGAUGCCGCUAAGACCACGGAGGGACAGAGUGCAGGAGAAGGGACAGCGCAGGUGAACGGUCAGGUAAACGGGGACCACCCGACAACGAAUGGUGAUACGACACACUCGGCCUGGAGUGAUGGGACGUUUCAGACGGGUGUGAUUCGGGAUGGGGUGGUUCAGAUGGAUAAUGAUUCUGGGUUGGGAGGGGGGCUGCAGACACAGACGCAAAGCGGGGGGUCGUUGACGGAUGAGGAGUUGAGGAGGCGGAUUGAGCUGCAGAUGAGGGGGUUGGGAGGGGAGGAAGAGGAUGGGGGUGAGGAGGGGGGACUGCAUUUGUGA